Messenger RNA from Striga hermonthica, 627 nucleotides. NCBI's taxonomy places the organism in Eukaryota, Viridiplantae, Streptophyta, Magnoliopsida, Lamiales, Orobanchaceae. The record is from the annotation of a GenBank genome assembly.
AUGGAGGGCAGGAAGAACUUCAUAGAACUGAAUUUGGUUCCGGAUGAGGGUCUGGGGCGAGCCCGAGAUCAGCUGGAUGAUGCUUCUGGACGACGCCGGGUCGGUUACCCCCAUCGGCGGAGACGGCGGAUUUGCGGCCCCGAGGGAGGCGGACGACGUGUGGCGCGGCGGCCCAAACGACGGGUGGGGAUCAGGGGGGGUUAUGCUUACGAGACGAUAUCCGGCGUUGUUGGGAUGAACGAGGGUGUGGAGGUUGAGGGUUUUGGCAGACGGGAAGGAGAGAGGAGUAGGAGCUUGUCGGGGCCUCUGGAUAAGGCGGAACAGUGGAGGCGAGCAAGGGAGUCGGCCGCGAGGUCCAGAGAGCGUAAACAGGCGUAUCAAGUGGAGUUGGAGUCGAUUUUAUUAGGCGUAUCAAGUGGACUCGGAGUCGAGAUUACAAGAAGAAAAGGAGCAGUUUCUGAUACAAAAGAGCAGACAAAGAAGAGGCUUAAGCAGCUAAUGGAGAAGAGAAAACCACCACGCAUGCGCAAGGACUAUGUUGCAGUUGAGCUGCAUCUGGGCUUCGAAGUGCUUGCGUCGAGCAAAUUUUCUCCAGCUCAGGCACAGCUUGUAGAGCUAAAGUCCUAG